This is a messenger RNA of Gambusia affinis (western mosquitofish), 1989 nucleotides long. Its product is annotated as 4F2 cell-surface antigen heavy chain. Gene Ontology annotation, biological process: amino acid transport. NCBI's taxonomy places the organism in Eukaryota, Metazoa, Chordata, Actinopteri, Cyprinodontiformes, Poeciliidae. The coding region runs from base 72 to 1562 and encodes 496 amino acids. The record is from RefSeq and is a predicted model, not a curated record. The transcript is spliced from 9 exons.
CCUGUGGUAUAAAGUCCAAGGCAGCAGGACUGGUCCGAGUCACGUGACCAGCAACAAGCCAAAAUAAGUAAAUGAACCGCUUAAAUCACCUGUGUAAAAGCCGGGUCCACAUGCCUCUGAACGCGGGAGCAGAAGCCUGUUACGGCAGCGUGCCGGACGCAGGGCCGCCGGGUGGCGAGGGCGCCUCGGAGACAGCCCCUCUGCUCGGCUUGGAGCCGGUGUGUCAGUGGCAGCCAAUGAACAGGCAGCAGCUGGAGGCCGCAGCUGGGGGCCCGGGCUGGCGGGCCGUACGCUGUUACCUGGUGGUGCUGUUCUGGCUGGCAUGGAUGACUAUGCUCGCCGUUGCCGUCGCCAUCGUUGUCAUAAGCCCGAAACCGGUUCCGACGACGCUGAAGUGGUGGCAGAGGAGUCUGUUCUACCAGAUCCAGCCAGAGCCGAGCCCGCACGUGCAGGACGAGAGGUCAGGGGGCAUCAACGCGGUGUGCGAGCGCCUUCCCUACCUCAAGUCUUUGGGAGUUGGAGCUCUAAUCCUGCAGGGUGUGUUUCAUAAAAAGGCAACUCCAGAUGACCUCAGUGAGGUCGCUGAGGCCCUGGAAACACAGGCUCAGAUCCAACAUCUGCUCGCAGAGAGCAACAAAGCGGAUCUAAGGGUGGUGUUGAGCAUAUGUGAAGUGAAUCUGAUGGGACGGGAGGAGAUGCCCGGAAACAAACCGUCGAACCGUUCAGCUACUGAUGCAUUAAGGUUCUGGUUGGAGCAAGGUGUGGCCGGAUUUGUCAUCUGUGACUCUGAUCCAGCAUAUUCGGCGGAGACUCUGCUGGAGUGGAGGAGAGUCUUUGAGGAAUUUAGCACUCAGCAGGAGGAAAGGAUUUUGUUGGUAGAACAGACCUCAGAUGUUCUGCGCCGGCUGAACGCCUCGACUCAGAACCUUACGUUGGUAAAUGUGGUCAUGAGAUCCAUGUUACCAAAGUCGGAGCAGCCUCUCUCUGCUGAAGAAGUAGCUGAAGCUGUAGAGACGCUGCUGCAAACACGACAGGAAGACGUAUGGACCAGCUGGACAGUUGGAGGCGAGGUGCCUGUUGAGCUGAAGAGAUUAUUCCUGGUGCUGAUGAUGACUCUGCCAGGGUCACCUGCUUUCAGAUACGGGGAAGAAAUCGACCACACAUGGGACAAAGAGUCAAAGCACUCGGAAGUUGCUCUCUUCUCCACUCUCGGCCACUCCAAAUCCAGAGAAGAAGCUCUCCUCUACGGCAGCUUGACGCUCCUCCCCUUCAACGCCACCUACAACUUUUCCUCGCGUUCGUUUUCCAACUCCUCCGCUCCUCCUCGUCCCUUCCUGGCCUUCCUGCGCUCCUGGGGUUGCGUGCAGUUCCUCGUUCUGCUCAACAUGUGGCCCGAGCCGCUCUCCCUGGACCCGGCCUGGGCUCCCGGCCUGCCUGAAAGGGGCGUGUUUGUGGCCAGCACAGGAAUGAACCACAUGGGUUCGACGUAUCUGUACUCUCUCCAACUGCAGCCUUACGAAGCCGUCGUCAUCAAGCUGUUUAACCCAGGAGGCUACUCGUAGAGAUUCAGCUGUGUUGAUUUAAUUAUCAGGAUAUGUUGUCAUAGCAGCAGGAUUUUAAACAUCUGGCACCUGUGCUGUGAAUACCUGCUACAUUUAAACUUUCUGUGCUUCUCCAAGUUUAAUCUGUUGGAUGAUGAUUUAGUCAUAGAAAACGGCCUGCAGAGUUAAAUAGAAGUUAAUUAUUUAAUGCAGUUCAGAUAUUUGGGGUAUCUGAAUUGCACUGUACAGAUACAGUACAGUGCACAGUCAGUCUGCAUUAGUGUAGAUCAAAAGAACGUUUUAGAAAUAAAACAAAUUUCUCUUGGUUAUUUCACCCAGAUAGUUUAAACAUAAAUCAAGAGCCACAUCCUCCUUAUGUAACUGAAGUAUUUUUGCUUCAAGCCCUUCAUGUGACGUUUGUUUGCCAAAUAAAUUUGGGGUAAUUUGC